AUGGCACCGUCCUUGGACUCAAAGCCUGACCGCAAAGACGAUGUCGAGUCAAACGUCCCCGACGUUGCUUAUGGUCCCAAUGGAGAACCCAGUCAUAACAUCGAGGGUUAUUACAGAUUCGACCCCAAGGUGGAGCAGAGGGUCGUUCGGAAGCUCGAUGCGAGGCUUAUGCCGCUUAUUUUCUGCCUGUACAUCUUCAAUGCCAUCGACCGGUCAAAUUUGGGCAAUGCAAAGACGGAGGGACUGGAGACCGACCUUCACUUCCAUGGGAAUGACUAUUCGAUAAUGCUUUCAGUGUUCUACAUACCAUUCUGUACCCUCACCGUUCCGGCGAUCGCACUCUCAAAGAAAAUCGGGGCUAAAGUGGCGCUCCCACUCUACAUGUUUACUUUUGGCGGACUGUGUAUGAUUAAUGCUGCGGUCAAGAACUUUGUUGGCUGUCUGGUCGUGCAGCUAUUCCUUGGUGCAGCAGAAGCCGGAUUUGCUGUGACCAUCAUCUGGCGUGGUGAGCUUGGAAAGCGUGUCGCUGUGUUCUUCUCAGCGCUUGCUUUUGCGGGCGGAUUCUCUGGGCUGAUCGCAUACGGGGUGUUUCAGCCGGAUAUCCGUCUUCAAGGUUGGCAGCUACUCUUCCUCGUCGAAGGCGCUGCAACUGUCUUCUUCUCGAUCUUGGCAAUAUUCAUCCUGCCCGUAAAUAUCGACUCGGCGCCCUUUUUCUCGUCAGAAGAAAAGCAUGUCGCAUGGACACGUAUUCUCCGUGACUGGUCUGCAGUCAUGAACGAAAAGCUCACCUCUCAAGCUUUCUUCGCUCCCCUCAAAGACUGGAAGCUCUACGUUUGGGCGUUAAUCGCCAUCUGUUAUGGAGUAGCUUCUUCGUCGACUGGGACUUUCCUCCCUCAGAUUAUUGGACGAAUGGGAAAGAGCAACUUGACGACGAAUCUGCUCACGGUCGCACCCAACUUUGUCGGUGGUUUUGCUGUGCUACUCACAGCAGCCUCGUCAGAUUAUUUCCGAGAGCGGUCGUUGCAUAUUGCUGGUACGAUGACUGUAACGAUGAUCGGCUUCAUCGUUCUUGAUACCGUUGACGUAUCGAAGACUGGUAUUCAGUACUUCGGUUCCUUCCUAUUGUGUCUUGGGGCAUUCACGCCUUCGACCGUUUUCCAUGUGUGGCAUAAUUGCAACUUCCUCGCUGUGGGCAUAAGCCUCGUCCUCAGCUUGCGUACGCGGAGGAACAGGGCUCAGGGUGUGAACUGGUCGAGCAAAGACGUGCCGACGGCAGCGCUCGCUGUCGGCGUGGCGAGCCCAGAGUUUAGGCAUUUCCUUUAA
This is a messenger RNA of Desarmillaria tabescens, 1323 nucleotides long. RefSeq names its product major facilitator superfamily domain-containing protein. Gene Ontology annotation, biological process: transmembrane transport. The transcript is spliced from 11 exons. Gene Ontology annotation, molecular function: transmembrane transporter activity. Gene Ontology annotation, cellular component: membrane. The coding region runs from base 1 to 1323 and encodes 440 amino acids. The record is from RefSeq and is a predicted model, not a curated record. Lineage: Eukaryota; Fungi; Basidiomycota; Agaricomycetes; Agaricales; Physalacriaceae.